Molecule: messenger RNA, 5916 nt
Organism: Zootoca vivipara (common lizard)
Lineage: Eukaryota; Metazoa; Chordata; Lepidosauria; Squamata; Lacertidae
Gene: FKRP
Product: fukutin related protein
Biological process (GO): protein O-linked glycosylation via mannose
Cellular component (GO): Golgi apparatus
Source: RefSeq, a predicted model, not a curated record
GAGCGCGCGCCGGUCUAUCCUUCCCUGCACGCGCAGGCUGCUCCCCACCUUCAUGCAACGUCCGCGCGCAGGGCCCCGAAUCUAACCGCCCGUCCGUUCGAAAGAGAGCGGGCAAAGUCACCAUGGCAACGCGGCCUGCUACCUCGGGGCCAUCGGGGAAAGCCGCCCCGAGCAGGGCGCCCACCGCCAGCACCUUAGCAACCGGCUGCCGUCAUCCCUCCUCCUCCUCUUCCUCCUGCUCCUCGGGAGGAUAGACAACAUACACUCCACCACCACCCCGCCCCAUGAAGUGAAAUUAAAUUUAAAAGGAUGUGACAGAUCUGAGUGGGAUUGCGUUAGGGGCACGCAGAAGCCUAUUUGGGGUGCGGGGGUAGGUGUGAAGGGAAAGGUAGAAGAGGGGCGGUGUGGUGUAGUGGUUAGAGGACCCGGAUUGUGGCUUCGGAGGCCAAGUUUCACUGGGAGGCCUGGCGACUGAGUGGGUGCCCCUCUCAGCCUACCUCGCAGGGUUGUUGUGAGGAUGAAACGGAGGAGGAUUGUGUCGCCUUGAGCACCUUGGAUAAAGCUGGGGUGCACUUGCAAUAAAUAAGCAAUGUAAUAAAUAAGCAGGGGGUUGCCAAAGAGAAUUAGGGGAGUGAGGUUACUUUGCUACAAGGAAGGUGUGCACGUUCAGCCAAGGUGUCCUCUCAGAAAGGCCUGUGGUCAGGGGUGGUUAUUUCUGCUGUUGCCACUGUAUUAGAUGUCGUCAUCAUCAUUGCCAUUUGUUGUUAUCUUUUAAAGCAACAUCCAUGUGCACAGCGCUUUACAGACUAGAAGAGGGCAGGGACAUGGCCCAAGGGUCUCCUGCUCCCUCAGGCUGAAUUCAUUGCAUAUUCCUGACCCUUCCUCUCUGGUCUCCAUUGCAUUGUGACAACGAUCAGACUCACCACCAGGACCACCAGAAUGUAACAACAGCUGUCCUUCAGAAAUGGUGCUUUCGUUGAGAUUCCUGCCUUGCAGGGGGUUGGGCUAGAUGACCCUCGGGUUCCCUUCCAACUCUACAAUUCUACGUGUAUUGAUGAGUGCUGCAAGUCCCAUUCCCUUCUUAAAGAAUGGUUUGUCAAAAAGGCUACCGACAAAUAAUCUUUAAAAUGGCUGUAAUCCUCCAUGCUUUCCAUGUUUGCUUUCAAAAUAAUAGCUGUCAAGGCUCAAGUGUGCCUGAACGACUCCCAGAUGCCUGGGGGAGUAGGGUGUGAUGACACUCUGCACAUACUCAGAGACAUUAUCUUCCUGCUUCCUCUGCCUGUCUUUGCAUAGAAAACAGGAGCUGGGCUCAAGGCUUAGCUCAAACUAAGCUCAAGGAACCACUCCUGCAGUGGGGAGGGGGAUCCUAUUAUUCUGGGGACCCCACAAUUUGCUAAGGGUGCAGCCUGAUCUGAAUUUCAUAGGUUUGUGUCCUUUUAAAAAAUCAUUACUACACUCUUCCAGUUCACUGGAAUAGUAUCCCUACAUGAAAAUACUUUCCAUGUAGUGGUUAGCGUGUCGGAUUAACAGACAUCCCCAAACUUAGGCCCUCCUGUUAGCUAGGGAUCAUGGGAGUUGUAAGCCAAAACAUCUGGAGGGCCGCAGUUUGGAGAUGCCUGGAUUAGAAUGCAGAAUCAUGGAACUGUAGAGCGGGAAGAGUCAUCUAGUCCAACCCCUGCAAUGCAGGAGUCCUGCCCACAGCCAUUCCUGUGUGGGCUUGAACCACCAACCUUCUGCUUAACAGCCAGGUGCACUGACCCGUUGUGCUACCUGAGCUUGAUAAAAUGGGGGCAGGAAGAACCAUGUUUGCUGCCCCUUUAUUUCCUUGGAGGAUAUAAAAUGAAAUGGCAAUUAUUUACCAAUGUGGGAGAAAGCAAAGGGGUAUGUGCUUGGGGUUAGCAUUAAGCCAGUGACCAAAUUUGUUCCCUGUACCUCAUUCAUUGAGAAUCAAGCCUCCGUCUGCGCAGCAUAGCAAGAUGGUGAUGAGUGUUAACACUGCUAUUAUAGAAAAGAGACCUGAUCUUUUUUUAUUGUGUUUUUUCUCCUCCUGAGUAAGUGGCGAAGCUUUCUUGUUCCAGCCCCCCACCCUUCAUUUGUCUACAGAGGGAGGAGGGUUACAGAGCAAUGAUUGUCCCUUUACAAACAGAAGCCUUGAUCCCUCCAGGGAAAUGAGCAAGCUUGAUCUAAAUAAGAUUAAAUAAGGCAGCCCCCCUCCUGUUCUCCUGGCCCAUCUGCCACGCCAGGAGGAUUAGUGGGUUUAAAAAUAAAUAAAAAAAGACAUAUGUUGAGGGGUUGCACUCAUUAGCAUUACUCUUUUGUCGGCUUCCCUGCUGCUGCUGGUUAAUGCCCAGCAUGAGCCUUGAUGCUUGCACACGCCUGAAAGCAUGCUGGCAUUUUCUCGCAGCGCUACGCUACCGUUCUCCAGGCGGCGCUGUUCCCAACACACCUCACCAUUUACCCGGCUUGUGCAUUCUACUCCUCCUGGCAUUUUGCAGUUCUUUUGGAAGGGCUGCUUGCAAUUCAUUUGCAAAGACUGGCUGUGGAAUUCACCUGCCCUCAUCGUGAGAUCUGAAUGUGUUCCAUCUCAUGCUAGGUCCCUCGAAUCCAUAUAUGAAGCCAGAGUCUAGAUAAGCACUGCAUGUUCUGGCCAGCAGAAACACUCCAAAGUCUCGGGCAAAGUCAUUUCCCAGCUCCACUGGAGUUGCCAGGGUUUGAAUCUGGGACUUCCAGAGCAUAUGGGCUCUGCUACUGAGUGAUGUUCCCUCCAUAUUUUUAAUAGCAGUUCAUGGCCACUGAGCCUAAUGGACAGGGGUGACAACUUGAAUAAAAUAUGGGAGGGCAGAUAAGCCCCACUCCAUAUAAUUGAUCACAUCAACUUGGCAGGGGGUUCACCCCCCUCAAAUACUUUAUUGGGGGGCUAGAAGUUGUCUCCUUUGAAUGGCUUAUGUUCUACUGUUGGAGGCAGUAUGCUUCUGGAAACAUCACGAGGGGAGAGUGCUUUUAUUAUUGGUUCUUGGGUCCUGCUUAUAUGCUUCCCAUAGGCAUCUGGCUGACCUGUGUGAGAACAGGAUGUUGGACUAUGAUGGCCUGAUUCAGCAGUCUCCUUUGUUGUUCUUACGUUUUUCUGGAUAUAAUGGCUCCACAGGUUCCCCAUCCUUCAUUCAAGAACACUUCUUUGUGCUGGUGGCACGCCACAGUCUGGAUUGCCUAGAGAGCUGUGUUCUGGGGUGUAACAGUGUGUGUGUGUGUGUGUGUGUGAGAGAGAGAGAGAGAGAGAGAGAGAGAGAGAGAGAGAGAGAGGAGCUAAACUAAUUCAGUAAUGAAAGGCUGCCCGCAGAGUUGGCUGCCUGUUGCUUCUCUGCAUGAAUUGUUGUUCUGAACUUGCCUCCUACCAAACAUUUCUUGUUCUACAGUGCAGAAUAAUUCCGUUUCAGCUAUGCAUCAUUGGUCAUGCCUCGUAAGGAGGAACCGCAGAAUGACUUGCUCUAAGAACAGCCUGUCCUAAUUGAAUCAUAGAAUCAUAGAGUUGGAACAGACCACAAGGGCCAUCCAGUCCAACCCCCUGCCAAGCAGGAAACACCAUCAAAGCAUUCUUGACUUAUGCUCGUCAAGCCUCUGCUUAAAGACCUCCAAAGAAAGAUACUCCACCACACUCCUUGGUAGCAAAUUCCACUGCCGAAGGAGUGUAAAUGUAAAUGUAUCUCCAUCUUGACGUACGCCCCAGUGCCAUGAGUCUUGCAAAAACAGAGAGAUGGAUUUCUCUGUGGGAAGACAUACCAAAAUAAAAACUUAGUUGGUCUUUAAGGUGCUACUGAAGGAAUUUUUUUAUUUUACUUCGACCCAGACCAACACGGCUACCUACCUGUAACCGGAAGACAGUAAGACGCUCUAAAAGGAAAUCAUUUUAGGUGAACUAAAUUUGGAUGGAUGAAUCUGGAACUGCGAGACUCUCCGUGGGGCAGAGACGAGAGCUCUUCAAAACUUGCCCUGCGCUCGCAAGAUGCGCAUCACCUUCUGCCAGGGCGUGCUUGCUGUUGCCAUCGCCAUAAACUUACUGAUCCUUUUCUACAUCUCGAGGCUGCAGCAGCGUGUCUUGCACCGGCACAGGGACCACCCGCAUCCCAGUGCCCACCAGCCCCGUGGCCUGCUGAGGUCGGGCGUGACCGUCCUCAUCAGGGAGUUUGAAGACUUUGAAAACUACGUCCCUGACGUGGUGCGUCUCUUCGUGAAGCACAAACCCGAGCUGCCCAUCGUGGUGGCGGCAGACCGAUUGCCUUAUCCUCCUAUGGUUCUCCCUGGCGCUCCCAACAUCCAGGUUGUCGUUCUCAAGCCGUCCCCGGACCAGCCUGCCCACAUCUCCAGGCCCGAGACCUAUGUGAAGACAGAAUACGUGGCGCUGGUGCCGGAUGGGGUGAGGGUGGAUUCCGCUUCCCAGCUGGAGCGAAUGCUGGAGGAGUUCAAGGCCAACCAAGCUCAGGUGGAGAUGGUGGCGGCUCCAGUGCAGUCGCUAGCUCCCCUCCAGUGCCUGAACCUCAAGGUGAACCUUAAAGAAUGGACGGCUGACUACACGGCAGCUCCGCCUUCCUCCAAGGUGUGUGUGGCCUUGAAAGGUGAGGCCGUCAUCCUCCUGCGCACCAGGGACCUCUUCAACCUCUCCAUGCCCCUGGCCAAGCCCUUGCUGACUUCCCUCUUCAUCCAGGCAUCCCUGCGGGGAUGGGCCGUCCGCCUCCUCGAUGUUUCCUUCUUGGCGCUCCACCAGCCUCUGCUCACCUCCUCCCACAACCAGUGGAAGGCCGACAACCUCGCCAAGGCCAACCGCCUGCAGCUCUUCCGCGACUUUGGCAUCAAGCGGGUCGUCUUGGAGGAUGGCAAGGAGCAGUGGUUUGGCUGCAGCAAGGAGACGCCCCGGUGCUUUGGCACCAUCCACGAUGACACGCCGGAAUACCUCUACCAGAACCGGUGGACGCCGCCUUGCUGCCUCCGAGCCCUGAGGGAGACAGCCAAGUAUGUCAUCAGCAUCCUGGAGGCAUCCGGAGUGCGCUACUGGCUGGAAGGGGGGACGCUCCUCGGAGCCGCCCGCCACCAAGACAUCAUCCCAUGGGAUUACGACGUGGAUCUCGGCGUCUACCUGGAAGACAUCCCCAACUGCGAGCUGCUCCGGAGUGCAGAUUCUGGCUCCAUCGUGGACGAGAAGGGCUUUGUCUGGGAGAAAGCUAUUGAGGGGGACUUCUACCGAGUGCAGUAUAGCGAGCGCAACCACUUGCACGUCGACCUGUGGCCCUUCUACCCCAAGAAUGGCGUGAUGACCAAGGACACGUGGAUGGACCACCGGCAGGACAUCGAGUUCCCGGAGCACUUCCUGAAGCCCUUGGUCCCCAUCCCGUUUGCCGGCUUCCUGGCUAUGGCGCCCAAUGAUUACUGGAGCUUCCUAGAGCUGAAGUUUGGAGAAGGGGUGAUUGAAAACCCAGAAUAUCCAAACCCAGCUGUGAAGAGCAUGGAGAAGGGAAACUGAAGGAGCCCUCGUGAAGGCCCAAGCCUUAAAAGGAGAGGUUCUCGAGUAUCUCGGAGCCGAGAGCUUUCCUUCCUUGAACACUUAAAGCUAAAGGGACCCCUGAUCAUUAGGUCCAGUCGUGACUGGCUCUGGGGUUGCGGCACUCAUCUUGCGUUAUUGGCCGAGGGAGCCGGCGUACAGCUUCCAGGUCAUGUGGCCAUGUCAUGCAAAUGAUUAUGCAGUGAGGUGAUUUACCUGCCCGUUACAGGUACAGUGGUGCCUCGCAAGACAAAUUUAAUUCGUUCCGUAAGUCAAUUCGUUUUGCGAAAAAUUGUCUUGCGAAUCACGGUUUCCCAUAGGAAUGCAUUGAAAUUUCUUUUUUUGCCCAUAGGAACACAUUAAUUAAAUUUCAGUGCAUUCCUAUG